Molecule: messenger RNA, 2541 nt
Organism: Baudoinia panamericana UAMH 10762
Lineage: Eukaryota; Fungi; Ascomycota; Dothideomycetes; Mycosphaerellales; Teratosphaeriaceae
Exons: 2
Coding region: 1-2541 (846 amino acids)
Biological process (GO): intracellular signal transduction; protein phosphorylation
Cellular component (GO): cytoplasm
Molecular function (GO): ATP binding; protein serine/threonine kinase activity
Source: RefSeq, a predicted model, not a curated record
AUGUACCGAGGACGAGACCAUGUCGAACACUCGGCGACCGCCGCGGAACAGGACGCCAGUGCAAAAGGCAGCGCAAGCACACAACCAUCCCAGCACCCGCGAUCGCAUUCCGCAGCAGAGGCAGGACUUAGCCUCGCACCGAGCCAUGGCAUCAGCAUCAACCUCCCCGACGCCGCCCCGCCCAGCCGACCGCCAAUGGUGAAGAUGAUGAGCGCGCCCACCUACUCCAGCCCCAUCCGACACCACCGCCGCGCCCCGUCCAAGACGAAGAAUGUCAAGGAAACCCUCAAUGCCAAGUCGCACUACGGCAGCAGCGACGACGACGAGGGAGCGGCGGUGCACCGCAUCAACCAGUACAUCAUCAAGUCGGAGAUUGGGCGGGGCAGCUUCGGCGCGGUGCACCUCUGCGUCGACCAGUAUGGCAACGAAUAUGCCGUCAAGGAGUUCUCCAAAGCUCGACUCCGCAAGCGCGCCCAGUCCAAUCUCCUGCGCAAACCAAACCAAGGCCAGCGGCGACCCGGGCACCUCGCUGCCGGAUUGGGCUUCAACUCUCCGCUCCACCGCCAGUCAACGGACCAACUGCAACGCGCCGACACCGCCGGCUCCCUCGACCUGAUCAAGGAAGAGAUCGCCAUCAUGAAGAAGCUCAACCACAACAACCUCGUCAACCUGAUCGAAGUACUCGACGAUCCGCAAGAAGAUAGUCUGUACAUGGUGCUCGAGUACUGCAAGAAGGGGGUGGUGAUGAAGGUAGGACUAGACGAACGCGCCGAACCUUACGAAGAGGAAGCGUGCCGCUGCUGGUUCCGCGACAUGAUAUUGGGUAUCGAGUAUUUACACGCGCAAGGCAUCAUCCACCGGGACAUCAAGCCGGACAACUGCCUCGUCACGGAAGAAGACGAGCUCAAGAUUGUCGAUUUCGGCGUGAGCGAGAUGUUCGAGAAGCAGAGCGACAUGGCCACCGCCAAGUCUGCGGGCUCGCCGGCGUUCAUGCCGCCAGAGUUGUGUGUGGCAAGGCAUGGGCAGGUCAGUGGACGGGCGGCAGAUAUCUGGAGUAUGGGCGUGACGUUGUAUUGUUUGCGCUAUGGGCGGAUUCCGUUUGAAAAGUCGAAUUUGUUGGAGUUGUAUCAGAGUAUUCGCGAGGAUGAGCUCAGCAUGGAUGGGGAGCAGGAUGAGCGGUUCAAGGACAUGAUGAGGAAGUUGUUGGAGAAGGAGCCGGAGAAGAGGAUUACGAUGGAGGGGCUGAGACAACAUCCCUGGGUGACCAAAGACGGUACCGACCCUUUACUCUCCGCCGAAGAGAACUGCGCCGACCUUAUUGAGCCACCCACGGAAGCGGAGAUGAACCAGGCCAUUACGGGCAACAUGGCAUACCUCAUGACCGUCAUGCGCGCCGUGAAACGGUUCAAGCAGGCCGUGAACCGUAAGCAUCCGGACAGGGUGGAAGGCAUCUUCGGCCGCCAGAGUCGACUUGUAGCGCCUCCUACCGCCAUGGAUCCGAGAGAAAGUCGUAGUACGGACGCCCAUGAUCGGAGACCCAUGGAGACGAUCCUCGUGACCGCCGGCGUGCAUCGGGACGUAGACGUGGAUGACGAGAUGAACCGACUCCCGCAUGAUCUGGACAGAAUGCACACGAAGCCCGCAACGGUAGAUAUAGACCAGCUCACCUCCAACAAUAUGUCGGGGGAGACAGAAGGUCUAUCCAAACAACGCCACGAAAGCAACGUCCACCGCCACCACCCUUCCACCAGCCCGGAAGCACACAGACAUACGACAAUGACCCGCGCCUUCACCCUCCCCGAAGACGACCACGCCAAAGGCCACGCCCACGAUCCCCUAACCGACACCCUCUUCCUCGGCCUCAACCAACCCGCCACCUCCGAUGACGCCACCAACACAAAUCCAACCCCCGAAAUAAACGAACCUCUCAUCGUAAGCGAAUCCCCGCCCGCCGUCGAACUGAACAUCUACGAACAAGCCUACCAAGAAGAAAUGCAACGGAUCAUGGAACGCCGCGGCGGCGAAGCAGGGAGCAUGUACCUCACCCGUCGGGUCGAACACCGCGCGGACCUACGCUCACACAGCAGUAUCCUCGACGCCCCCGCCGCGGCCGCGCGGCGGGGCAAAGAGAAACUCGCGCAACUCUUCGGCGACGGCUUAGCGAGCGUGGUCAAGCAAGCCAAACAGCGGAAAGACAGGGAGGAAGGUAUGUCGCCCGGUCCGAAGUUGGAGAUGUCCGGGUCCGCGGCGGCGGCGAAGGUCGAUGCGGACGCGGCGGAGAUCUUGGCGUUGGCGACGAUUCACGCGGAGAGGAGGGGCCGCGAGACGGAGGAGGAUGAGGGGAGGAAGGCGGGGAUUGAUGGCACCAUGGAUCCCGAGGGGAGCGCGGCGAUUAUCAUGACGAAGGCGCAUGCGCAGGCGGCGGCGCAGAGGGAUGCGGCGUUCUUGGAUGCCGGGGGUGGGGCGAUGCCGGGCAUGCCGGGGGGGUUUCCUGUUACGCCGGGGGUUGGGGCGAAGGAGGGGGGUGUGAUGUUUGGGUAA